This is a messenger RNA of Macadamia integrifolia, 632 nucleotides long. RefSeq names its product snakin-2-like. NCBI's taxonomy places the organism in Eukaryota, Viridiplantae, Streptophyta, Magnoliopsida, Proteales, Proteaceae. The transcript has a single exon. Bases 111 to 431 code for a protein of 106 amino acids. The record is from RefSeq and is a predicted model, not a curated record.
UUAGUCCCCAUUUGCUCACACACAGCUAGCGAGAGAAAGAGAGAGUCUCUUAACAAAAGAAAGAAGCUUGUCUGAGUCUGUCCUUUUGCUUGCUUCUUCCUACACUAACUAUGGCUGUUGUUACAAGGGUUCUUGUUGCUUCGCUACUUCUUGUUCUCUCUCUUCUCCUUCUCCUGCAAGUUGAGGCUGACCAAGUGCGGAACCCCACCAAUGGCACACAUAGCCCUCUUCCUAAGACAACGACCAUAGAUUGUGGAGCGUCAUGUGUAGCGAGGUGCCAACUAUCUUCAAGGCCUCGCUUAUGCAACAGAGCUUGUGGGACUUGCUGCUUUAGAUGUCAAUGCGUCCCUCCAGGCACCUCCGGCAACUACGACGCCUGUCCUUGCUACGCCAACAUGACCACCCAUGGCAACCAACGCAAAUGCCCUUAAAUAUUAGAGGAAACCCAUCAUUUUCUCAACCCUACAUAUAUAUAGCCUUUCCCUUCCCCUGCCUAGCUACCCCUUCCCUAUAGCUACCUUUCUUCUUCUUUAUGUAAAAUGAGGCAACCUUCUUUUUCUCUUUCUUCUUCUACUUCUUGUUGUUGCUGCUUUUGUUAUUAUCAGGAAAUAAUAAUAUAAAUAUUGUGUGAA